This is a messenger RNA of Dryobates pubescens (Downy woodpecker), 1557 nucleotides long. Its product is annotated as nuclear receptor ROR-beta. The transcript is spliced from 10 exons. Lineage: Eukaryota; Metazoa; Chordata; Aves; Piciformes; Picidae. The record is from RefSeq and is a predicted model, not a curated record. Gene Ontology annotation, biological process: regulation of transcription by RNA polymerase II. Gene Ontology annotation, molecular function: RNA polymerase II cis-regulatory region sequence-specific DNA binding; nuclear receptor activity; zinc ion binding. The coding region runs from base 108 to 1505 and encodes 465 amino acids. Gene Ontology annotation, cellular component: nucleus.
CCGGUGCCGCCCGGUGCCUCCCGGUGCCGCCGCUGUCCGCCCCGCUGCAGGGACACCCCCGCCGCCCCAUGCGCCCCCCGGCGCGCUCCUGACCGCCGCCGGCCACGAUGCGGGCCCAAAUCCAGGUGAUCCCCUGCAAGAUCUGCGGAGACAAGUCCUCGGGGAUCCACUACGGCGUUAUCACCUGCGAAGGCUGCAAGGGUUUCUUUCGGCGGAGCCAGCAGAACAACGCCAGCUACUCCUGCUCCCGGCAGAGGAAUUGCCUGAUCGACCGCACCAACCGCAACCGCUGCCAGCACUGCCGCCUGCAGAAAUGCCUGGCCCUGGGCAUGUCCCGCGACGCGGUGAAGUUCGGGCGCAUGUCCAAGAAGCAGCGGGACAGCCUCUACGCCGAGGUGCAGAAGCAUCAGCAGAGCCAGGAGCAGAGCGGUGGCACCAAGGAGGAGCCCGAGCCGCUGAGCCGAGUCUACACCACCAGCGUCAGCAGCGGGCUCUCGGACCUGGACGACAUCUCCACGCUGUCGGAUGGGCUCCUCUUCGACUUCCCCCUCACUCCCGAUGGCAGCAGCACCUACUACAACCUCGACCUGCUCGCCUCGGCGCAGCCUUCGCCCGACCAGUCCAGCCUGGACGUGGCUGAUGCCACCCUCAUCAAGCAGGAGUCUGUCUACGAGCUGAUGCUGGAGCCGGGGCUGUUCGCCCACGGCGGGCUGGAGGGCGGCCAGCUAGCUGCCGACAUCUCCGUCCUGGAGAUCGACCGGGUGGCCCAGAACGUGGUGAAGUCGCACCUGGAGACGUGCCAGUACACAACGGAGGAGCUCAAGCGCCUGGCAUGGAGCCUCUACUCCCCCGAGGAGGUCCGUGCCUUGCAGAGCAAGAGCUGCGAGGCCAUGUGGCAGCAGUGCUCGCUGCAGAUCUCCAAUGCCAUCCAGUACGUGGUGGAGUUUGCCAAGCGCAUCGACGGCUUCAUGGAGCUGUGCCAGAACGACCAAAUCAUCCUCCUGAAAGCUGGUUGCCUGGAGGUGCUCCUGAUCCGCAUGAUCCGAGCCUUCAACCCCUUGAACAACACCAUCCUCUUUGAGGGCAAGUUUGGUGGCAUGCAGAUGUUCAAGUCUCUGGGCUGUGAUGACCUCAUUGGCGCCGUCUUUGAGCUGGGGAGGACCCUGUGCCGCCUGCAGCUGUCGGACGAGGAGCUCGCCCUCUUCACUGCUGCUGUCCUGCUCUCCCCGGAUCGCCCGUGGCUGACGGAAUCCAAGAAGGUGCAGAAGCUCCAGGACAAGAUCUAUGUGGCCCUGCAGCACGAGAUCAGGAAGAAACACUCCGCUGAGGACAAGCUCUCAAAGAUGGUUUCCAAGCUGCCCUUGAUGAAGACCAUUUGCAACCUGCACUUGGACAAGCUGGAAUUUUUCCGUCUGCUGCACCCAGAGACCGCCAUGAACUUCCCACCCCUCUAUAAGGAGGUCUUCAACUCAGAGCUCCAGUACAGCGACCCACGGGAGAGCUAAGGCUGGGAGCCACUGGCCCCCUUCCAGUCCCCCCCCAACCCUCCCCAAACAU